Molecule: messenger RNA, 5951 nt
Organism: Callithrix jacchus (white-tufted-ear marmoset)
Lineage: Eukaryota; Metazoa; Chordata; Mammalia; Primates; Cebidae
Source: RefSeq, a predicted model, not a curated record
UCCAAAUCAUGCAAGAUGCAAGAUAAGAGAAAGACAAGGUGGCUGUGGCUGAUGCCCACCCUCUCGGGACGUCUCUCUUCCCUCCUCCUUGGGCAGGGAGACCAUCGGGGUGCAACCUGGCCGGGGCCGGGUGGAGGUGCAGGCCCUGGCUGGAGUGGGCCUGGCCCCGGGGAGGGGACGACAACCGAUCCGACCGCCUGGGCCGGGGCAGGUGAGCGCGGCGCAGCGGGCCCGGCGAGUCCGCGGUGCGCGCGAGCGGCCAGCAGAGGGCGCCAGAGAGCCAGGAGCGGCCCGCUGAGGAGCCCGCGCCGGCCCCGAUGCCCAGCUCCGCGCGGCGCGGACCCACCGAGCCCGCGCUCAGACGCCCGCUCCGCGGAGAGGCCGCUCGCGCCGGCUCCUUCCUCCUCCCGAAGUGCAGGCAGAGCCCCCGGAGCCAUGGCCAGCCCUUCCGGCAGCUCCGAAGCCACGGGCAAGCCCCGCGGCAGGGAUGGCCGGCCCAGGAGGGAGGAGGACGACGUCCCUCCCGAGGAGAAGAGGCUGCGGCUGGGGCCCGAGGACGGGGAGGACGCGCCGCGGCCGGGCCGGGAGGAGACCGGCACCCAGACGGGCGGCGACGGCAGAGGAGAUCUACUGUCGCUGCCAUACGGCCUGGUCGAGGGUCAGGACUACAAGUCUGAAAACUCACCCCUCCUCCCCAGUGCCAAGAACAGCCUGCAAGACUCCGUUUCGGCAAGUCAGGCAUCAGGCACAGUCGAGGAAAGUGCUCGAAGAACUCAUGCAAGUGGAACUUACAGCUUCCUUGAUCAGACUCAGCAUUCAGAUAUCAAAGCAGACUGCAAUACCUGCGUGGAAAUAGAAGACAGAAAGGUUUCAAGACAACAGAUGAAUUGUGAAAGAGAGCAGCUAAGGGGUAAUCAGGAAGCAGCUGCUGCCCCUGACACAAUGGCUCAGCCUUACGCUUCGGCCCAGUUCGCUCCCCCGCAAAACGGUAUCCCCGCGGAAUACACAGCCCCUCAUCCCCACCCUGCGCCAGAGUACACAGGCCAGACCCCGGUUCCCGAGCACACGUUAAACCUGUACCCUCCCGCCCAGUCGCACUCCGAGCAGAGCCCGGCGGACACGAGUGCCCAGACCGUCUCCGGCACCGCCACACAGACAGACGACGCAGCACCGACGGAUGGCCAGCCCCAGACACAACCUUCCGAAAACACGGAAAACAAGUCUCAGCCCAAGCGGCUGCAUGUCUCCAACAUCCCCUUCAGGUUCCGGGAUCCGGACCUCAGACAAAUGUUUGGUCAAUUUGGUAAAAUCUUAGAUGUUGAAAUUAUUUUUAAUGAGCGAGGCUCAAAGGGAUUUGGUUUCGUAACUUUCGAAAAUAGUGCCGAUGCCGACAGGGCGAGGGAGAAAUUACACGGCACCGUGGUAGAGGGCCGUAAAAUCGAGGUAAAUAAUGCCACAGCACGUGUAAUGACAAAUAAAAAGACCGUCAACCCUUACACAAAUGGCUGGAAAUUGAAUCCAGUUGUGGGAGCAGUCUACAGUCCCGAAUUCUAUGCAGGCACGGUCCUGUUGUGCCAGGCCAACCAGGAGGGAUCUUCCAUGUACAGUGCCCCCAGUUCACUUGUAUAUACUUCUGCAAUGCCAGGCUUCCCGUAUCCAGCUGCCACAGCUGCGGCAGCCUACCGAGGGGCGCACCUGCGUGGCCGCGGCCGCACCGUGUACAACACAUUCAGGGCUGCAGCGCCCCCGCCCCCGAUCCCGGCUUAUGGCGGUGUUGUUUACCAGGAUGGAUUUUAUGGUGCAGACAUUUAUGGCGGUUAUGCUGCAUACCGCUACGCCCAGCCUACCCCUGCCACGGCCGCUGCCUACAGUGACAGAAAUCAGUUCGUCUUCGUUGCAGCAGAUGAAAUUUCUUGUAACACCUCUGCAGUUACGGACGAGUUUAUGCUGCCGACCCCUACCACCACACACUUGCUCCAGCCGCCACCUACGGCGUUGGUGCCAUGCCCCAAGGUUCCAGCCCCAGCACAGACUUCAGAGGAGCUAAGCUGCACACUUCCAGGCCUCUGCUGUCAGGCAGCUGAGAAUCUGACUGCCUCUCCUCCCCUAUUACAAUUCAUGUUUAAAGUCAUAGUCGCCCAGGAAAGAAAAUAGACAGAGGGGCACACUUUGUGUACCUAGUACAUAAGAAAGUAGAAGGGAUCAGCUGGGUUUGGAGGUUGUCUUUUGUUUCGGGGCAGGUCUGGGUUUUUGUUUGGGGAAGGGGUGGGGGGAGGGUAAAACACGGGAGGUAAGGGUGGGGUGAAUUUGCCUGUACUUGUUCAAACUUCUAUGCACUAAAACUCUUGAGUACAGUAAGGCGUGCUCAUCAUGUGAGACCAUAUGCAGUCAUUACAAAGCUUUGGCAUGCACUUUUCUGCUUGGAUCAAGAACAUCAGUCCUUAUCCUAAAAAUGAAUCCCCAUAGGCAUUCAUUUGAAUUGCCAGUACUUUUAGAAAAAGGAAAUCGUUAAGUGCCACCUUGUAGCCAUUAAAGCCAUGGCCAGACAGUUCACCGAAGCUCGGUCAUAGAAAUUCAGCCUUGAUUUCGAAACAUUGUUUUGCACAAACUUAAUUCCACCAAGCGAUUCAUCUGUACAACUCCCUUCUCAAGAUCAGAUUCCGUGCAACUUGCAAAGCCAAGUCAAGAGGUAGAUUGAGAUUUUCAUCCCAAUCCUGCAUUCAACAACUCUGUUUCAACACCUCAUCCCCUUGAGGAAUGUGUUGGAAAGGAGAGUUGAAUGACGUUCAUUCAAUACAUUGUCUAAAUUCAACCUCAAGUGUAGAAUCAUUCUGUUACCUCGGGGAAAGCCCGCUCCGUCCAAGAAAAAUAAAAACGCAGUGAGACAGUGAAAAUCCUUCAGUUGUCCAGCUUAUGACAGAGUCCUUUUAGCAAAGAGGACUGGCUGACAGAAUUUGAUUUCACAGGGAAUUGCUUUACGAGGAGCUAGUGAGGAAGGUCAGGAAUGGCCCUAUCUUUAGUUCUCCAAGAAUGACCGGGGAUGGGUAGGGGGUGCCUCCAGUUCGGUUGGUUCUGAGUGUCUAUUUUUCACAUGAGUCUUUUUGAUGAUCCACAUGUUGCACAAGGAAAAUGUAAAAAACACACCCCUCAAAUUGCUUUGUUUCAGAAUGCUUUUGCACCUUUGACUGAUGCCAAGACUAGGAGCCAUGCUGAUGAUGUGGGUCUCGUUCUUUCUUCAUUGCAGGCUAGUAUAUACCGAGGGGGAUACAACCGUUUUGCUCCAUACUAAAUGACAAAACCAUAAAAACCUUCCAAUGUGGGGAGAAAGGAAGCUUUCCGAGGCCUGAGUAUUGCAAUACAUGCAGUAGUGCAUCAUUUUAGCAACUCUAAAAAAAAAAAUAAAAGUAAAAAGGAAAAAAAUUACAUUUUUUAUCUUAUACCUCAGAUAUUUUGUUCUGUGUAUUUUAAUAUUGUGGGUCUUUAAUUUCUGAAGGUUCCGUAGUUUGGUUGCUGGCUGUAGGAGUUUUUGUGGUUGAUCUAGACAGAUGCUAGAUAUGAAUAAAAACUGGUUUAGGGCCAUAUCCAGAGUGCUAUAUUAUGUAAAUGAAUUAUAUAUGCUGAAUAUUAAGCUCCUGGCGUUAUCAGCUGUUUGGGAAGAGUGUAAGUGACUACAGUAGUCAUUCUUUUCUGCAUCUGCAUUAUCUUAUUUUGUGAAAGGGGAAGCUGGGAGGGGCUUAGGGGAUUGGAACUCGAGUUUGGCUAAAAGACAAAAAAGAAAAAAUAAAUCAAUGUAACCGAUGAAUCUAAACGACCCACUGCACCAACAAUCAUUUAUCAAUGGUUCUAAGUUACUCAUUGCCAGUUCAAGCCAAAGGUUAUGUUGUUAAGGGAGUGCUUCUAGCACACUUGUGCAUCCGAGUUGAAUGAAGCUGUGCAAACCCACCCUUUAACCAUUCCACCCAGCAGUAUUCAGCUUCUUAACCAGUCGCUAUUGAGGCAAAAAAAAAAAAAGAAAAAAAAAAGAAAAGAAAAAAAAAGAAAAAAAAAAAUAAACCCGCUAGUUAGACCAUCAACAAGCAUUCUUUUUAUAUUUCUUCCAGUAUAAUAAAUUAUUGAUAUCAUUGCUGACUUUUAUAUUAUGGGAGGGAAAAAAUAACAUUAAUAAAAAGGUGAUAAAAAGCACUGUUUCUAUUUUUUUCUUUUUUUCCAAAAAGAGAAAGUAAUAAAAACUUAAAUUCUUUGUACCAGUUAAAAAAAAUGUAUAAAAUUUACAUCUGUGCAGUGGAGUUGUUAAGUUCUAGAAACAGUCUAUGAAGCUUUAGUUUUAGCCUAGUAGAACAACUGUUAGAGACAGACGUAUAAUUUUUAUGGAAUUACAUGAUAAUCAUAUUCAGAUUUAUAGAAGCAUUUUACAAGUAUUGCAAUCAUUGAGUAGAGAUAAUCAUGGUAUUUUCAUCAGCUUGGUACUUUUUGAAAUGUGACUGCGUUGUGUGAGCAAUCUGCAAUUUUUCAGUCCGUGAGAUCCUGCCCUUCCACCUCUUUCUCAUGCCCAAGCAUUCUCUCAAAAAUGAUCUCUUUAGUUCUGUCUCCAAGGCCCAGGACACUUGUCAAAAGGCAACAACAACAACAACAACAACAACGAAACCUAGACCCCACCCUCUUCAUCCCAGAAAAACAAAGUCUCCCCUCCUUUCUAGGAUGCAGGGCCAGAGUGACACAGCCGAAAAAUUGCAGUUUGUCUGUAACUUCUGUUUGAAUUUUCCACGUUGUCCUGUUUACAAGUAAACCUAAGUUGGGGUAUCUGUCACGGGUCUUCCUGUUUUUGUAUUUAAAUAAAAACAACAGCAGCAGGCUGUCCCUGGGUAGUUUUGCUGCCAUAGGUUAAGUCCUCAUGUGUAUAGUGCAGGCCCUGUGGCACGCACUUCAGUAAGUUAUCAAGUCACCGCUGUGAACCUGCCAAUCCGCUGUAACAACUCUGCUUUAAAACAAAACCAAACAAAACUUAAAAAAAAAAAAAAAAGUGUGGUCCAGCUUUCUCUUGCCAUCCUAUGUGCAUGCCGUAAGAUCAGUUGGAUAUUAAACCAUCAAUAAAGUUUCACAAGAUUUGAAAACAAAGUUUCUGUAGCUUCGAUAUCUAAGACAGAUAGUGAUCUUGAAAAGAGACAAGGGGGAGGGGGGGACUGCUUAUCAGCCAAAAGCCUGUCAAAGUGUUCUUUUCACCAGACUUAUUUGGGUGGGUGAGGGGAGGGGCAGGGGGGUGUUUUAUAGCAUCACUGAGACAUUCUCAUUCCCCCACCUGGAAAACAGUUAUGGCAGUGGGUGCCUGGUUGACAUUCUUAAACAAAGCCUGUUAUAAAAUACUAUGGCAUCCUCCGGAGGGAAGAAAGAGUAGGAGCAGGGGGCUGUGGAGAAUAAGAUGAUUUCUCCCGAAUGCCUCAGAUUUCAAAAUCCAGAAUUUGUAUUGUGUUUCGAAUCAAACAUAGAAUUCUUACUGUGUUGGUUAAAGUAAAAUUCAUUUGCGGUUUUGAUUUUCAUCCAUGAGCUGUACUUUUCCCCCAUGACUGUAUGUAGUUUUAAUAAAAUCAUUUAGAGUAAGGGGGUGCCAGCUGAAGUUGCCGAAUCUUCUGUCCAGGCACUCCUCCAAGAUGCCAAUAAGUCAUUUUACAAUGUAUGUCAGAUGUAAACAAACAUUUUGGAUUUUUUUUUAAACAGUAUUUAUUUGGAAUGUUUUCAUUUAUCUAAAUAACUAUUGCUAUUAUGAAUUAUGGAAAAUUAAUAUUAUGUGUGGCAUAUAGUGACUUCUUAACACACACAUCACGCAAUCUGCAAACCCAGAAAAUGUGUAUACCUGUCUUUAGAAAUUAGUGUUUAUAUCACUUACAGUGGUUUGUGAAUAAAGAAAACUGGUUUGUAAUAUCAAAAAAAUAAAAGCUUAGUCUGAAAAGGUACAA